Molecule: messenger RNA, 180 nt
Organism: Diversispora eburnea
Lineage: Eukaryota; Fungi; Glomeromycota; Glomeromycetes; Diversisporales; Diversisporaceae
Source: the annotation of a GenBank genome assembly
AUGGUAUCCAUUUACCUUAAUUUUGCACCUGAAGAAGAUUUUAUCUCUGUGCAUAUUCGUAUUGUUGGUGAUUUUACAGAAGCACUCGAUAAGAAACUUAGAUGUUAUUUUGAUAAAGAAAAUAAAGAGAAUAAAGUGGAAAUAUUGAUUGGUGCAGUACACCAUUCGCAAGCAUUUUGA